Messenger RNA from Mus pahari (shrew mouse), 2062 nucleotides. It is a transcript of the gene Sfrp2, whose product is annotated as secreted frizzled related protein 2. Gene Ontology annotation, molecular function: Wnt-protein binding. The record is from RefSeq and is a predicted model, not a curated record. Bases 277 to 1164 code for a protein of 295 amino acids. Gene Ontology annotation, biological process: canonical Wnt signaling pathway; negative regulation of canonical Wnt signaling pathway; non-canonical Wnt signaling pathway. The transcript is spliced from 3 exons. Lineage: Eukaryota; Metazoa; Chordata; Mammalia; Rodentia; Muridae.
CACCUCCAGAUUUGCAUAAAAAAGGCCAAGAAAACUCUGGCUGGGCCCCAGCCUCUGCUCACUCUGCUCCCCCGGGUCGGAGCCCCCCGGAGCUGCGCGCGGGCUUGCAGUGCCUUGCCCGCGCCGACCUCCCGGCGCCCGGCUUCGCGCGCUCGCGCCGCCCGCUGUCCAGAGACCACGAGCAGAGCGAGCGGGGCCCGGACGAGCUCGAGCUCCGGCCGCCUCUCGCUUUCCCGGCUCGGCUCCCUCCGCCCCCCGGGGGGUCGCUAGUCCACGAUGCCGCGGGGCCCUGCCUCGCUGUUGCUGCUUGUCCUCGCCUCGCACUGCUGCCUGGGCUCGGCGCGUGGGCUCUUCCUCUUCGGCCAGCCCGACUUCUCCUACAAGCGCAGCAACUGCAAGCCCAUCCCGGCCAACCUGCAGCUGUGCCACGGCAUCGAGUACCAGAACAUGCGGCUGCCCAACCUGCUGGGCCACGAGACCAUGAAGGAGGUGCUGGAGCAGGCGGGCGCCUGGAUUCCGCUGGUCAUGAAGCAGUGCCACCCGGACACCAAGAAGUUCCUGUGCUCGCUCUUCGCCCCUGUCUGUCUCGACGACCUAGAUGAGACCAUCCAGCCGUGUCACUCGCUCUGCGUGCAGGUGAAGGACCGCUGCGCCCCGGUCAUGUCCGCCUUCGGCUUCCCCUGGCCAGACAUGCUGGAGUGCGACCGUUUCCCGCAGGACAACGACCUCUGCAUCCCCCUCGCUAGUAGCGACCACCUCCUGCCGGCCACAGAGGAAGCUCCCAAGGUGUGUGAAGCCUGCAAAACCAAGAAUGAGGACGACAACGACAUCAUGGAAACUCUUUGUAAAAAUGACUUCGCACUGAAAAUCAAAGUGAAGGAGAUAACCUACAUCAACAGAGACACUAAAAUCAUCCUGGAGACGAAGAGCAAGACCAUUUACAAGCUGAACGGCGUGUCUGAAAGGGACCUGAAGAAAUCCGUGCUGUGGCUCAAAGACAGCCUGCAGUGCACCUGCGAGGAGAUGAACGACAUCAACGCUCCCUAUCUGGUCAUGGGACAGAAGCAGGGCGGCGAGCUGGUGAUCACUUCCGUGAAACGGUGGCAGAAGGGCCAGAGAGAGUUCAAGCGCAUCUCCCGCAGCAUCCGCAAGCUGCAAUGCUAGUUUCCUAGUGGGGUGGCUUCUCUCCCGCCGGGCCCUGGGCUCCGUGGACCACGUCUAUUCUGCGACCUCAUUUCCGGUUUCCCAAGCACAGUCCCUGAAAGCUACUGCCCCAGCUUGGAGCUGCUUGCCCUGCCUCCUGCAUGUGUGUACCCCUAACAUGUCCUGAGUUAUAAGGCCCUAGGAGGCCUCGGGAUCCGAUAGCUGUUUUCACAUAAAGCGAAAAGUCCAUCCAGAUCUUGUACAAAUAUUCAAACUAAUAAAAUCAUGACUAUUUUUAUGAAGUUUUAGAACAGCUCGUUUUAAGGUUAGUUUUGAAUAGCUGUAGUAAUGUGACCCGAGGGGCAUUUUCUCUCUUUGAUCAGUCUGUUGGCUUAGACUAUCCACUUAAGUUGCCACGUCAGGCAAAUUGUUUCUUUUCUUUUCUUUUUUUUUCUUUUCUCUGUGGUCUAAGCUUGUGGGUCCCAGACUUGGUUGAGAUAAAGCUGGCUGUUAUCUCAAAGUCUUCCUCGGUUCCAGCCUGAGACUCGGUGUCUAAGUCUUCAAACAUUUCAUUGCUCAUUUUAUGCCCUCAUUAACUCCAGCCAUUGCAUGCAUUCCCAUCUCAGCUACAGAACUUCACUUUAUAAGCACACAGUAACCAUUCCUCAUUGCAUGAUGGCCUCAAAUAAAAAGUGAAUACAGUCUAUAAAUUGAUGAGUAUUUUAAGCUUUGUUUAAAACAUCUUUUAAUUCAAUUUUUUAAACAUUUUUUUUGCAAACUAAAUCAUUGUAGCUUACCUGUAAUAUACAUAGUAGUUGACCUGGAAAAGUUGUAAAAAUAUUGCUUUAACCGACACUGUAAAUAUUUCAGAUAAACAUUAUAUUCUUUGUAUAUAAACUUUACAUCUUGUUGUACCUAU